AUGGACGCUACCUUACUGGCUCAACAAGGAAUUGACUGGCGGCCAGUGAUAGACGGCCACUUCAUUCCAAAAGAUCCACGAGACCUCUUGAGACAGAACGUGACAUCCGGGCUUCGAUACAUGGUUGGCGCCACCUCCCAUGACGGCAGCAUCUAUACCUUACCCUUUGCGGGGAUUCCCCCUACAGUUGCCAGGCAACUGCAUUUAGCUAAAAACUAUGCUUUAGGGGAGUAUAGAUUUACCACGGAAAGCGCGGCAAUUGCUUUUGCCAGGUCGACGAUUACUGAAUACGGCCUAAUACAGGAUCCAAUGGAUCCUUUGGAUCUCCUGACCCGGGCGACGCAACAGAACACUGACUUUCUCUUCGGAAUGCCAGCAGAAGAGUCGGCGAGGCUGAACGAAGUGGGAGGUGCCACAACGUACAAAUACACACUGUCUGUCCGUUAUGGCUAUCCACUUUCUUACUUUCCUAAGGCGCCUUCUAUACGGGCUGAACAUUUUGAUACAGCUAUUCCAUUUUUUGGGGUUUUUGAGGAACACCCGGACGUGUACAGUUUGACUGCUGAGGAAAUGGAACUUAAUAGGGCUAUCAGACGCUACGUGGCUAACUUUGCAAAGAAUGGUAAUCCAAAUGUUGGUGACCCGGUCACCGUCCAGUGGCCGGAAUAUACAGCGUCUUCCAGACAAUUCAUGAACCUGGACACGCCCACCACCGUGGAAACAUUCGAUAGGGAGCGCCAGUAUCUGUUUGCGACCGAGGUACUUCCUGCAAUAGUGAGAGUGGGUAAAGAAGCUGACGAGGCUCGAGCACUCUCUUCUAAAGGAAAGAAAUGCAAGAAAAAAGGUUCGAAAAUGGGGAAAUCUCCAAGGUCCAAGAAGGAUUAA
Messenger RNA from Lingula anatina, 885 nucleotides. Its product is annotated as fatty acyl-CoA hydrolase precursor, medium chain-like. The record is from RefSeq and is a predicted model, not a curated record. NCBI's taxonomy places the organism in Eukaryota, Metazoa, Brachiopoda, Lingulata, Lingulida, Lingulidae.